AUGGCUUACACGUCGAUAUUCGCUUUAUGUGUCUUGAAGCUUUCUCUCCUGGUUUCAGGGGCAUCCCAUGAUAGUGCAAGUAUCAUCCCUGGGCCUGCCAGGUGCCAGGCCCUCGCUUCAGACUUGCAGUUCCCCAACUCGUCAGUGGUGGUCGUGGAGUAUCACCAAGAUCAAGCCACGCUGACCUUGCCUGACGUGGCAGCUUCGUGCGGUGUCGUUCCCGGCACCAUCAAUGCCACGGCAGAUCUGUGUCGCGUUGUGCUCGAUAUCAACACUACCAGUACCAGCAGUGUCAUUGUCGAAGGGUGGCUGCCAACAACAUGGAACAGCCGCCUCGUAGGUACCGGUGGCGGAGGUAUCUCAGGCUGCAUCGACUAUGCUACCCUCAUGUAUACCACCAACCUUGGAUUUGCUUCGUUCGGCACCAAUGCAGGCCACAACGGAUCCAGUGGAUACGAACUUUUCAUCGACCAGCCUGAAGUCAAAAACGACUAUGGGUGGCGUGGCGUGCACACGCAGGCAUUGGCGGCGACAUAUGUCGUUCAAACCUACUAUGGCAACAACGCGUCGAAGAAGUAUUAUGUCGGAUGUAGCACUGGCGGUCGUCAGGGCAUCACCGAGGCGCUGAAAUUCCCGGAUGACUUUGACGGCAUUCUCGCAGGCUCGCCCGGUGUCAACUGGUACAACAUUGUAGCUGCUUAUGCACUGAAUGCACGGAAAGCGGGAUGGCCAGCCAUCAACUCGUCGAGCUACGUUACCGCAGCCCAGUGGGGAGCCAUCACUCAGGCGCAGAUCGAUCUUUACGAUGGACUCGAUGGUGUCAACGAUACAAUCAUUGACCAGCCUUAUAUGUAUCAAUUCGACCCUAAUGUCUUGCGAUGCGGUGGCGGCAUCCUAAAUGACAGCGUCUGUCUCACUCCAUCUCAGAUCAACGGGGUUGAAGCGGUGUUCCAACCCAUCACGAAUAGCACAGGUCAGUUGGCCAUGCCUGCCUGGGGUUUGGGAUCAUCGACCGCUGCCUGGUCAACCAAUGUUGUUAACGGAACUGCUGAGCUUCCCACGAUCAUUACCGAUGUUUUCAGAGGCCUCAUCUACGACAAUGCGAGCUGGAGUCCAGACGAUUUCAGCCUUGCUGAUCUGGAUUAUGCUGCCAGAGUUAAUCCUGGAGAGGUCGAGACGAGUGAGACUGAUCUGUCAGACUUCUACGCAAGGGGCGGCAAGCUUCUCUCUUACCAGGGUGGAUAUGACAAUGCAGCACCAUUUGAAUUGAACAUGUGGUAUUACAACAGAGUUGGCGCCACGCUCAAUAUGACAGCCCAAGAGUUGCAGUCGUUCUACCGUUUGAUCUUUGUGAAUGGAAUGUAUCAUUGUACGGGCGGACCAGGCGCAUGGAAUAUUGGCCAGGUUGGACCUCUGCCGUCGAACUUGAAUUCCACCAACAACAGUGUGCUGCUGUCACUUGUCGCCUGGGUCGAAAAUGGACAAGCACCAAAGUCGAUCGUUGGAAGCCUGCUGGCUGAUAAUGGCACCGUCCUUAAUCAAAGAACGCAUUGUGUCUAUCCCGCAAUUAGUAAGUGGGACAAGCAGGGUCCCACGUCACUCGCCUCUAGCUGGCAAUGUGUCGAUGCUUGCGAAUCGGGACUCGCAUGCUGA
Molecule: messenger RNA, 1653 nt
Organism: Exophiala viscosa
Lineage: Eukaryota; Fungi; Ascomycota; Eurotiomycetes; Chaetothyriales; Herpotrichiellaceae
Product: Tannase/feruloyl esterase
Exons: 4
Coding region: 1-1653 (550 amino acids)
Source: RefSeq, a predicted model, not a curated record